AAGAACAAGGAAAAGGCAAAAUGGCGUUUGAUAGAGAAGGUCUAAACGUGGCCAUUAUAGUUCUGUAUUUUUAAUUAGUGUAUACAUGUACACAUGUAUAACGCCUAAGAGAUUAAACAUUAUUAGUAAUUGUUUGUAUUCGGAUACAUUAGUCACUCUGACGCGUCUUGUUCUCGCUUAGCUUGCUAGUUAGCUUAGCUUGUUAGCUGCUAAUAAAGACGCAGAAGUUAUCAACACAUCGCUAAGCAGAGAUCAAGUGUGAGUGUAAAGUGUUGUGAUUGUGUGAAAAUGUGCGAAAGAACGAUAGCAGAGUACGAGGAGGAACUUUGUCCAACAAAAGAGGACAAGGAGCGACAUCAUCAACUACUGGACGCUGUUUUCAAGAAACAUCAAGUUGUUUUACACACAACGGACGUCCAGCAGCCCCCCCACAUUAAAGAGGAAGAUCUACAUCCCCCUUGUGUUAAACAGGCGGAGCCAAAGCCAUCCCACAUUAAAGAGGAAGAGGAGGAAGUGUGGAUCAGUCAGGAGGAAGAGUGUCUUCUAGGGCAGGAGGAGGCUGAUCUCACCAAGUUUCCACUGACUGUUGUGUCUGUGAAGACUGAAGACAAACCACCUGAGUCCUCACAGCUUCAUCACAGUUCAAACAUAUGUGAAGAACAUAUUCUCCCUGAGCAGCAGGAAUGGAGCGUCGGGAUGGAGCAGAAAGAGCCACAGCCCUCCCACAUUAAAGAUGAAGACGAGGCGCCAGAGACCCCUCACUUUAAAAAAGAAGAAGAGGACCCACUGACCCCCCAUUUUAAAGAAGAAGAGGAGGCGCCACAGCCCCUGCACAUUAAAGAUGAAGAGGGGGAACACAGUAUUAGUCAGGAGGGAGAGCAUCUUGAAUGGUUGGAGGAGUACCCAGUGAUUGGCGUGAUUGUGAAGAGUAAAGGUAAUGAGGUCAAAGGUGAAAGUGAUAAGAAUAGAGAGUUAGAAUCUCCAAGCAGCAGCUCAACUCAAUACAUGACAACAGAAGCUGAUGGAGACCACUGUGGAGGAUCACAAGCAGACACGCUCUUAGCUCCACUGUCAGAUAGUGACGACACAACGUCACACUCUCCUGACACUGAUAAGGAAGACUCUAAAGCUGACGCCCAGCAGCCUCCCUACUUUAAAGAGGUAGAGGAGGAGCCACAGCCCCCACAUAUUAAAGAGGAUAAGGAGGAAGUGUGGAUCAGUCAGGAGGGAGACUGUCUUCUGGGGCAGGAGGAGGCUCAUCUCCCCAAGUUUCCACUGACUGUUGUCUCUGUGAAGACUGAAGACCAUGAAGACAAACCACCUGAGUCCUCACAGUUUCAACACAGUCCAAACGUAUGUGAAGAACAUAUUCUCCCUGAGCACCAGAAGUGGAGAUUCAGGAUGGAGCAGGAAGCACCACAGCCCUCCCACAUUAAAGAUGAAGACAAAGUGCCAGAGACCCCUCACAUUAAAAAGGAAGAGGAGGACCCAUUGACCCUCCACCUUAAAAAUGAAGAGGACCCACUGACUCCCCAUUUUACAGAGGAAGAGAUGCCACAGACCCCUCACCUAAAAAAGGAAGAGAAUGAGCCACAGCCCCCCCACAUCAAAGAGGAAGAGGAGGAACACAGCAUCAGUCAGGGGGGAGAGCAUCUUAAAUGGUUGGAGGAGUUCCCAGUGAUUGGUGUGAUUGUGAAGAGUGAAGAUGACAGGGUCAAAGGUGAAAGUGAGGAGAAGAGAGUGGUGGAGCCUCCAAGCAGCAGCUCAACUCAACACAUGACAACAGAAGCUGAUGGAGACCACUGUGGAGGAUCACAAGCAGACCAGCUCUUAGCUCCACUAUCAGAUAGUGACGACACAACGUCACACUCUCCUGACACUGAUGAUGAAGACUCUAAAGACGUCCAGCAGCCCCCCCACACUAAAGAGGAUGAUCUACAUCCCCCCUUUUUAAAAGCAGAGAAUGCAGAGCCAUCCCGCAUUAAAGAGGAAGAAGAGGAAGUGUGGAUCACUCGGGAGGAAGAGUGCCUUCUAGGGCAGAAGGAGGCUGAUCUCACCAAGUUUCCACUGACUGUUGUCUCUGUGAAGACUGAAGACCAUGAAGACAAACCACCUGAUUCCUCACAGCUUCAUCACAGUCCAAAUGUCUGUGAAGAUCAUCUUCUCCCUGAGAACCAGGAGUGGAGCUUCAGGAUGGAGCAGGAGGAGCCACAGACCUCCCACAUUCAGGAGGAAGACGAAGCGUCACAGACUCCUCUCGUUAAAAACGAAGAGGAAGACCCACGGACCCCCCGUGUCAAAGAGGAAGAGGAGGAAAUCAGCAUCAGUCAGGAGGGAGAGCAUCGUAAAUGGUUGGAGGAGUUCCCAGUGAUUGUGAAGAGUGAAGAUUAUAAGGUCAAAGGUGAAAGUGAGGAGAAGAGAGAGGUGGAGCCUCCAAGCAGCAGCUCAACUCAACACCUGACAACAGAAGCUAAAGGAGACCACACUGAGGAUGAAGACUCUAAAGCUGAUAAGACAUGUCACACUGACAACACACGCUUAAAAUGUUGUCACUGUGACAAAACUUUUCAACGCCCUAGUGAUCUUAAAAGACACAUGAGAAUACACACUGGAGAAAAACCCUUUUCCUGCUCAGAAUGUGGUAAAAGUUUUGCACGAAAAUAUGUGUUGAAUGAACACAUGCUGAGUCACUCUGGAGAAAAGCCUUUUUCUUGUUCAAUCUGCGGUAAAGAUUUUGUACAAAGUCACUAUUUGAAAGUACACAUUAGAUUACACACCGGAGAAAAACCUAACACCUGUUCAAUCUGUGGUAAAGGUUUUGUAAGAAGUUCCAAUUUGAAAGCACACAUGAGAACACACACUGGAGAAAAACCCUUUUCCUGCUCGUUAUGUGGUAAAGGUUUUGCUCACAAAAAUUUGUUAAAAGAACACAUGCAAAUACACACUGGAGAAAAACGUUUUUCCUGCUCAGCAUGUGAUAAAGGUUUUGCACGGCAACAUUUGUUGAAAGAACACAUGAGAAUACACACUAGAGAAAAACCUUUUUCAUGCUCAGAAUGUGGUAAAAGCUUUACCCGAAAUAAAUUGUUGAAGGAACACUUGAGAACACACACUGGAGAAAAACCUUUUUCCUGCUCAGCAUGUGAUAAAGGUUUUGUACGGAAACAUUUGUUGAAAGAACACAUGAGAAUACACACGGGAGAAAAACCUUUUUCCUGCUCAGUAUGUGGUAAGAGCUUUGCCCGAAAUAAAUUUUUGAAGGAACACAUGACAACACACACUGGAGAAAAACCUUUUUCCUGUUCAAUCUGUGGUAAAAGUUUUGCACGCUCAUAUAUGUUCAAAGUACACAUGAGAACCCACACAGGUGAGAAAGUGUUGAGUUGCAGUAUGUGCGGUGAAAGAUUCUCUUAUAAGUAUCAGUGUAAGAAACACACGUGUGCUGGUUAGAACAGCAGCAGCAAAUGAAGUCAAAACUUUAACUUUGACUUUCUAACAACAUCAGUACAUUAAACAUGUGUGACAUCAUUGUUGUGUGUAACACCCUCCAUGCAUUCAUUUUCUACUACUUGUCCCUUUCACACAUGUUAAUAUACUUCUACCAUUUUCAAUUGGAUAUUUUAGAUUAUUGCUUCGUUCAGUCAAGUACAUGGAUUAAUAUACAGCAUUGUGUACUUUUAUUUCAAAUUGAACAGAGCAAUUUAACUGUAAAGGUGACAGUAAAUUGUACAAAACAUAUGUGACAUACAUUAAACAUGUUAUGUGUAUAUAGAUAUUCAUAAUUCACUUGUUUUAUAUAUGUUUUUGAAAUUAUUAAGUGUUACAUAUUUUCCAUUCUAAUUGUAAAUGAUUGCAUAGAUUAACUCAUUUAUUUGAUAAACAUAUUUGUUUUACAUUUUUAAUUGUAUUAUUGAGUGAAAAGGACUGCAUUUUAUUUCCAUGGAGAGGUCUGAAAUCACAGGAUGCCGAUGAUGCACGUUCCAUUUUGUAGUUUAUCCUCAAAAUAAA
Molecule: messenger RNA, 4008 nt
Organism: Entelurus aequoreus (snake pipefish)
Lineage: Eukaryota; Metazoa; Chordata; Actinopteri; Syngnathiformes; Syngnathidae
Product: oocyte zinc finger protein XlCOF6.1-like
Exons: 7
Coding region: 289-3450 (1053 amino acids)
Biological process (GO): regulation of transcription by RNA polymerase II
Cellular component (GO): nucleus
Molecular function (GO): RNA polymerase II cis-regulatory region sequence-specific DNA binding; DNA-binding transcription activator activity, RNA polymerase II-specific
Source: RefSeq, a predicted model, not a curated record